Adineta ricciae is the source of this 1080-nucleotide messenger RNA. The record is from the annotation of a GenBank genome assembly. NCBI's taxonomy places the organism in Eukaryota, Metazoa, Rotifera, Eurotatoria, Adinetida, Adinetidae.
AUGAGCAAGAAUUCUGCAGAUAAACUCGAUGUUGCAAUAUCAAUCAAUGAUCCAACAUCCAGUAAUACUCCUACUGAUACACUAAAACAUCGUUAUAUCCAGAUAGUAUUUGCUGUUCUUCUUUAUUGGCUUGUUUCAAUAACCAUGGUUUUUCUGAAUAAGUAUUUAUUAAGUUCAAAAGAUGUUAAACUUGAUGCACCGUUAUUCAUCACAUGGUACCAAUGCGUAGUAACAGUCGCAACUUGCGGUUUACUUGGAAGUUUAAACAAGAGUGUUAAUGUUCUUUCGAAAUUUCCCUCGUUUAAAAUUGAUUUGAAAAUUGCACGUGAUGUCCUUCCGCUUUCAGUUAUGUUUGUUGCAAUGAUGAUAUUUAAUAAUUUAACCUUAAAAUAUCUGAGUGUUUCCUUUUAUAUGGUUGGCCGCUCAUUGACGACGGUCGCCAACGUGGUCUUUACGUAUGUUAUGCUUGGCGAGAGAACUUCUUAUCAAGCAUUGAGUUGCUGUGCUCUUAUUAUUGCUGGAUUUUUCCUUGGCAUCGAUCAAGAACAUUCAUUAGGUACUCUUUCAAUAUUCGGUGCUCUGUGUGGUGUAGCAUCGAGUGUAUUCGUUGCCUUGAAUGCAAUAUAUACAACGCGGUGUUUACCAUGUGUCGACAAAAAUGUUUGGCGCUUGUGUUUAUACAACAAUUUCAAUGCGUGUUUUCUAUUCCUUCCGUUAAUGCUAAUUUUCAACGAGGUGCCGACGAUUUAUAGCUAUCCAAAACUGUUCGAUUUGUCAUUCCUAUUUACAAUGACUGUCGCGGGUCUGUUAGGCUUUUCGAUGGGCUAUGUUACUGGUUACCAAAUACAAAUAACAAGUCCAUUGACACACAAUGUAUCUGGUACAGCGAAAUCGUAUGUUCAAACACUAGUUGCCGUAGUUGCUUAUGCUGAGACGAAAACAUCGCUUUGGUGGUUGUCAAAUAUCUUUGUUCUGGGUGGAUCCGGUUUGUUCGCACACGUUCGUGCAGUAGAAAUGAAACAAAAACAUAGUUCAAAUACUUCAAGUGAUAAUAAUUCUCAUGUGCCUGUCUCAAAGUGA